AGAAAGGCAGCGUCUAUUCUGUCGGAACGCAGAAGAAGAAUAACAACAACCAUUUCUAGGUUACAAAAUAGGGCACAUCGUUCGUGUUGUGUUAUUGUGUAGACUUUUAUAUGAGCUAUGUCGAUUUAGCUCACAUUUGCAGCAACGUAACGUAUUAGCUACUAUUGUAGUUCGGACGUUUUUAUCCCAGUACACUACCAUGCAGCUGUUAAACUAGCUUGAGUCGUGGAGUACAGAAACGAGUUUCUCAAAACAAAGCACUUGUUUUUAAACGUUGACGGUAUUGUUAUUUAAGUAUUCUUGUCGUGUGUCAUCCGUCCCCAAUGGGGUUCAAUAAGACGUACAUCAGUAUCGGGUAUGCCUCUUUUGGCAUGCUUAUAGGAUUCUCUGCGUUUAUCGUGUGGAACAUCGCGUACAAACAAUCAUGGACAGCUGCAAUGGGAGGAUUAUCAGGUGUUCUGGCUUUCUGGGCCCUCAUCACCCACAUCAUGUACUUGCAGGACUACUGGCGCACCUGGCUGAAGGGCCUCAAGUUCUUCCUCUUCAUGGGUGUCUUCUUCGCCCUUCUGGCAGUGGUGGCCUUCAUCACCUUCCUCUCCCUCGCCAUCACCAACAAAGAGUCACUGACUGACCCGAGGAGCCUGUUCCUGUCGGGCGUGUGGAGUUUAAUGACCCUGAAGUGGUCCAUCCUGCUCGCCCUCUACUCACACCGCUACCGCAAAGAGUUUGCUGACAUCAGCAUCCUCAGUGACUUUUGAUAAGGGCCAUUGAACCCCUCUAUAGUGAGGGAAUGAGUACCAUGAUCUCCACCUAUGCCCGCGCCUCCUCGUUUAGGUUACCCGCUCUUUUCCUAUGUCUGUGAAAUCAAAUCAACGUUAAUUUGUCACGUGCACAGGAUACAACCGGUGUAAACAGUACAGUGAAAUGCUUACCUGCAAGCUCUUCCUUAACAAUGUAGUAUUCAAUAUCAAAGGGAAAGAAAUAGAAAAUCCACAAUAGAAUCUUAAAAAGCUCACAGAAACAGGGAAUGCUCAGCGCCUGCUAGCCAGUCUAUCCACAAGUUCAUCCCUAUUUUAUACUGUUUAUGGAUUUUUACUGUCUUCCUAUACAUAUGUGACACUCUUUUCUGUGUUCCUGUCGUAUGUCCUCUGAAGUUGUUUUUAGUCAUAUGCCAAUAUCUCUCUUUUUAUGAGAUAUGGGGUUCUUAUUUGAUGAAUUUGUAUCUAAUCCUUGAUGAUCAUGUACACCUGUGCUUAUAUACCUAGGAUGUUUUUUACUAUAUCUAUAUAUAUAUAUGAUACAGAAUUGAUUUCCAUUCUCUUGCCACAAGGGGGCGUCACUCCAUCAAAUGCGUUGGCUGUUGGGAAAUGUUUUUGCUUUUAGAGAUAAGCCUAUCUCAGAUUUCAUCUCAGUGUAGUAUAACUGUACUCUACCUGCACAAAUCAUAGAUCAUCAAUUCUAGACAACAAUAGGACACAUCACAGGCAUGUUUGGGAAAUCCAAGUGCUCGGAUUUUAAUAUGACUGUUCUGUGUUAUCCGUUUUUACACUUUGUGCUUGGGUUCACAAAAACUUUCUGUCACCUGUAGUCAGUAUAUGUGACGAAGCCACUACAUUUAGUUUGUUGGGUCUCAACACUAUUUGGAAACACUUUACUUAAUGCUGACAGGUAUAAUGCAUUUUUUAUGUAAGACUUAUCAUAAGACUUGUUUGACCCCCCCC
Messenger RNA from Salvelinus fontinalis (brook trout), 1721 nucleotides. RefSeq names its product heme transporter hrg1-A-like. NCBI's taxonomy places the organism in Eukaryota, Metazoa, Chordata, Actinopteri, Salmoniformes, Salmonidae. Gene Ontology annotation, biological process: heme transport. Gene Ontology annotation, cellular component: plasma membrane; lysosomal membrane. Bases 324 to 758 code for a protein of 144 amino acids. Gene Ontology annotation, molecular function: heme transmembrane transporter activity; heme binding. The record is from RefSeq and is a predicted model, not a curated record. The transcript is spliced from 3 exons.